This is a messenger RNA of Zychaea mexicana, 1357 nucleotides long. RefSeq lists its product as uncharacterized. The record is from RefSeq and is a predicted model, not a curated record. NCBI's taxonomy places the organism in Eukaryota, Fungi, Mucoromycota, Mucoromycetes, Mucorales, Lichtheimiaceae. The transcript is spliced from 3 exons. Bases 56 to 1318 code for a protein of 420 amino acids.
CUCGGCUCUUUUUUUCUUUUUCCAAAGUAAAAGAACAAAAAACGAUAUACGUAUAAUGGCGCCGCUAUUGCGGUGUACUUCUUUUCUGCUCAUUCUGCUUUUUACUCUCCAUUGGUUUGGAUAUAAUUGCUUAGCGGCUGAGCCGACAGUAAUUGAAGGAUCAACAUAUGUACUUCCCAGCGGAAGUUUCACGGGCGAUCUCACCGACGUUAACCUCUCUGGCUUAUUCGAUGGCACGCCAACUUCUACUGAUAACGCUGCUGCUGCUGUUGCUGUAACACCAACAUCAAGUGCCAAUCUGGAGCCAACAAGUGUCGCCGAAAGCAUAUCAUCGGCAGCAGCACCAACUACUGCUUCCCCUGUGCAGACGAGAUCCUCGGCCGGAAAAUCAACAUCCGAAAGCAACAAGGACGGGUUGGCUCUUGGACCAGGACCAAUUGCUGGGAUCGUAGUAGGCGCGAUUGCCGUGAUCAUCCUAGCAGUGCUUUUGUGUGUUUUUCUGGCACGCAGAAACAAAAAUAACAAACAAUUUGACCGAGGGCGUGGAAUCACACCGUCAAUGGUAAUCAGCAUGAGAACCAAGACACCGUCUGUUCUCGAUCGUAGCGUAGGCGGCGAGCCAGGAGGCUUCCAACAUAAACCGGUGCAGACGUACUAUCCUGAUCCCAGUAAUAUCAUGAUGAGCCAACCGUCUGAAAGUAUCACUGCAGCAAUUGAUCAAAUGUACAAAGUGAAGCAAUACAACACCAAACCCAGUGCAUCAUCCACAAUCUCGACCCCUCAGGAAUCCAGCAACCCUCGGCUGUCCAAGUACAGCUACCUGGCACACGCGUUUACUCAAAUGCGCGAGUCCUAUGCGGCUCAUCCUUCGCUGAUGUCCUCUUCAGCGCCUGCUGCACCUUCAACCACAACAACCACGGAUACGGCGCAUCUACGUAGCACCGAUGACGAGGAUGACAAUAACAGCAUCCAUCAGACAACACAGCACCUGCCAACGAGUUUGACACCUCCUCCGCCACGUAUUGCAGUGUUUAAUGAGCAUUCGGAACAGGUGAUACAGAAUGAACCAGAAGAGAGCAAUUAUAAUUACACCAGAGGCAUCAACACCCCCAAUUAUACCGGUGCUACUAAUACGAGUGCCACCAGUCCUGGUAACCGUGACAGUAUGACGUCAGAUGUGAGCCAGUAUAGCGCCUUCUCGAAUCCUUUUCGUUAUCCAUCACCCGACAACAACAAUAGCAAUAACCACACGAUAAACACGCCACGACCACGACCAGCGCAGCAUUUAGCCUCCAGAAAACAAUACAAUUAUAUCUGAGAACACUUUAUAUUAUAUUAUUAUAUAUACUUAUUUAUA